This is a messenger RNA of Acanthaster planci (crown-of-thorns starfish), 1426 nucleotides long. Its product is annotated as mitochondrial import inner membrane translocase subunit Tim8 A-like. The record is from RefSeq and is a predicted model, not a curated record. Lineage: Eukaryota; Metazoa; Echinodermata; Asteroidea; Valvatida; Acanthasteridae.
GAGGUGACGAGGCGAGGUGACUGCGUGCGCGUUGCGGGCAGGGCGGGUUGGACGUUCCAGUCGCGAUUUUGAGGAGUCUAGUUAUUUAGUUUAAAAAUGUCUUUUGACAGAUCUUCAUUUGGUGGUGGUUCAGGUGGUGAAGAUGCAGAAUUAAAGGAGUUUCUUGCAGUAGAAGGUCAAAAAGCAAAAUUUCAGAACCAAGUCCACAUGUUCACCGACGUAUGCUGGGACCGGUGCGUGGACAAACCGGGCAACAAACUGGACAGCAAGACGGAGACGUGUCUGGUGAACUGCGUGGAGCGGUUCAUCGAUUCCACCCUGGCCAUGACCAACCGCUUCCAGCAGCUCCUCAACAAGCAAGCAGGCCACUGAUGCUUAGCGAAAUUUGUCGGGCUGGCGGGACCAAGAUCAAACACACACAGCACUCCCCCUCCCCCCAACAGACUUGCUGUGGAUUAACUCAGGGAAGCAGCGGCUGCAUGUCAAGGGGUGGAGCCGGCCUUUAAAGGAGGUCAAAUUGGAGGAUGUGUCCCAUGAUUGACUGUCAUUUACAGCAGUGCUACAGUUCAGCAUCGUCAUUUGCGUACAUCCAUCAGUCAUAAAUGAUACACCUUUAAUUUUACAUUUUUACCGAAUCUGCUUACUGAAGUUGAAUUGAUCAUUACUACAGGAGUUUGGGCUGAAAUUUUCCCGAAUCCUCCCAAAUCUACCACUUCACCGUAAACCGGUGGCCCUAUCUUAGCCGUAACUGUGGAUGAGGUAUCAAGCCCCUUUCAAAGUAACAGUGGCUAGGUAGUAUCUUCCUCGAUCCUGCAAAACCCCAUGGUGGAGUUCGGAAGAUCUGGGAUUGUUAGAGUUAAGUUUCUAUUAUUUUAUGAUGGCUGAUCAUAUUUGCAGUGGAAAGUUUGUGUUGGAUUCAUAAAAGACAGGAUUGGAAGACUAGACUCAUGAGUGCAAGCAAUAGAGUACCGAGGUGAAUACGUCAUGCGCACAAUUAGUGUGUAAAAGGCAUGAGCGCGUGAACCAGCACGUGAACCAACACGCGCGUACUCCAUUCGUUUGCACUGCACUUUCUGGUUCACAGUGACGUCACACUUCGGUACUCUAUUAGUUAAUCAUUUGGAAUUAAUCAGAUUUGAAAUUAGCAUUUCUUUCUGGUCCACAUGCAUCUCUGCACUAGACAGGAUCUUGGAUGUUGGCUAAGACAGAAUAUGCUCAGUUUGUUACCCAUUAGUGUAUGGUGAAUUCCAGAAGUAGUUUACUUUAGUCAUAAAAUUCUAAAACUGACGCCUCCAGAUGUACUAUGAAAGACACUAAAUUUAAUUCGUGUCCAUUUCUGCAGAGUUUGACUUUAAUCAUGGAAAUUUCUCACCAUAGUGUGUUUUUAAAAGCAGAAUAAAGUUACACAGGUUGUGGAAAGAGCAAA